This is a messenger RNA of Phytophthora infestans T30-4, 1051 nucleotides long. RefSeq lists its product as uncharacterized. The transcript has 2 exons. NCBI's taxonomy places the organism in Eukaryota, Oomycota, Peronosporomycetes, Peronosporales, Peronosporaceae. Bases 1 to 903 code for a protein of 300 amino acids. The record is from RefSeq and is a predicted model, not a curated record.
AUGUUCAGCAGUAGCAAGAUCGCCGCCGUGUGCCUCGCCGUCGUGGCGCUAACCAACAGCGCGUAUGCUGAGAAGGAGGCCGCCCAGACGUUCGGACUGCUUGGCGCUGGUCUGCACGGUGGUGCGGGACUCUAUGGAGCUGGCGCUGCCGGUCUUCAUGGUGGAGCCGGCGUUGGUGCUGGUCUGUACGGUCGAGGUGCCGGCUAUGGUGGUGCUGGUGCUGGUCUGUACGGUCGAGGUGCUGGUGGCGUUGGUGCUGGGCUGUACGGUCGAGGUGCCGGAUAUGGUGGCGCUGGUGCUGGUCUGUACGGUCGAGGUGCUGGUGGCGUUGGUGCUGGGCUGUACGGUCGAGGCGCCGGAUAUGGUGGCGCUGGUGCUGGUCUGUUCGGUCGAGGUGGAAGCCCGGCUACGGAGGCGCUGGUGCUGGGGUCGGAGCUGGCGUUGGCGGCGCGGGCCUCGGUAACGGAUACGGCGGUGUUGGUGUCGGAGGAACUACGGGUGUCGGUGCCUGUGCCUGUGGUCGGAGUGUUGAGUCAUAACUUCCGUCGGUGCCGUGGGCGGGCGCCGGUCAGUAAUCCUGCUUUCGGCCGCUGGUGUGGGCGGGGCUACGAUCGGUGGGAGUGGCUCUCAAUGCUGGUGUCGGCGCGGGACGCCAAUGCUGGUGUCGGAGGUGGUGUCGGCGGAUCGGCCGGUGUCGGCGGAUCGGUCGGUGUGGGAGGAGCGGCAAGUACUGGUGCGGGUGGAGCUACGACAACGACGGACGGCAGAACUAGCACAUCUACGUCGCAGAACGGCGGGGCCAAGGCAACUGCAACUACCACGACUGCAGGCACGACCACCGGCACCGCCGGCACGGGUGCUUCGACGAAGCAGACAGGUUAUCGCAUGCUGCGGUCGCAGUGAGCCGAGGAAUAGUGUCUUGUUGACUACUUCUCCUGGCUACGUUGAUCAGCUCUUAGCUCAUCUCGCUCAAAGAGGCGAUCUGCCGAUAUCUGUGUAUAAUUUUUAAUACCGUCGUGUAGUAAGAAAAUAAAUGUGCUGUUGUUUCUCA